AUGUAUACUUCAUCAUUUUUUCUUGUUUCCCUCCUGUUCCUCCAUGUCCAUGGCGGGGCUACUUGGAAAGUCCCCCACAAAACAUUUGACAACAUUCAGUUACCUCAUGGUCAUCAAGUGCCAUUAAGCGCAGAGAAUGACGAUGAUCUGAAUAUCUAUGGCGCUACAUCGUUUGCCGGGCUGAGAACUUUUGCCAACUUGCCCUUCGUAGAUUGCUUCUCUGACGAGAAUGCGGAGGGUCAUAAGUAUGACAUUGCGGUCUUUGAGCCAUCAUUUGACCCCCAGAGUAGACUACCACUGGCCGGCCGGGAGCUCGCUUUGGUCCACCUGCCAUUCGAAGCGGCAGUCAAAGAAAGUCGCCGGGAGAAUGGAGCGUGUACACGGACAAAGCCCACACCGUUGAGUGAUGUUCUGCUGAGCUAUCUCUUGGACCAUGAGCUGAUGAAGGAGCGAAAGGUCAUUUCUGGCAGACUAGCAGCGAACUCGUCGGUAUUAAUCACGCCUAGAAUACUCACGCUUGGAGGAGACCACACGACGACCCUGUCUGCUUUGCGGUCGACCUACCAGAAAUGGGGUCCCGUCUCAGUCAUUCACUUUGACAGUCACAUCGACACUUGGGAUCCAUUGGUCUUGGGCGGUGGAAUCUCCGACUACGCAGGCCUCAACCAUGGAACAUUCCUUCAUAUUGCCCACGAAGAGAAUCUGAUCUUGAAUACCUCGAUCCACGCGGGUAUCAGAGCCCCGUUGAUCCGAAGAAAGGGUGAUCUGCGUAAUGACGUCCGAUGUGGUUUUGAGAUUGUCACCGCACGCGACUUAGAUAAGCUUGGAGCCAAAGGAGUCAUCUCGAAGCUUAAGGAGCGAGUCGGCGACUCUCGAGUAUACAUCAGCGUUGAUAUUGACGUGCUUGAUCCGGCUUUUGCGCCUGCAACUGGCACUGCCGAGCCUGGUGGCUGGUCUACGAGGGAGCUUCUUACCAUACUCGAUGGCCUCGAGGGACUCUCCAUUGUGGGUGCUGACGUAGUUGAGGUCGCGCCCGCGUACGAUAAUAACGGGGAAACCACUGUUCUCGCUGCGGCCGAGAUUGCUUAUUCAUUGAUCGAUCUUAUGGUUCUCAAGCCUGUCCAGUAA
Molecule: messenger RNA, 1128 nt
Organism: Colletotrichum paranaense
Lineage: Eukaryota; Fungi; Ascomycota; Sordariomycetes; Glomerellales; Glomerellaceae
Product: proclavaminate amidinohydrolase
Exons: 8
Coding region: 1-1128 (375 amino acids)
Molecular function (GO): metal ion binding; agmatinase activity
Source: RefSeq, a predicted model, not a curated record